Molecule: messenger RNA, 270 nt
Organism: Penicillium malachiteum
Lineage: Eukaryota; Fungi; Ascomycota; Eurotiomycetes; Eurotiales; Aspergillaceae
Exons: 1
Coding region: 1-270 (89 amino acids)
Source: RefSeq, a predicted model, not a curated record
AUGUGGCUAGAAACCGGGGAAGGUGGUUCGGAUCCAGCCAUGGUUAGACGUACAGAAGCGGGAGAUGUGGUUGGUAAUUACGAGCUGGACCCUGCGCUAGUGAGAGAAUCCUACCAUGCGGCGUUCUCCGUGGAUGUGGCUAGAAUAAGCCAGCCAAACAGAUUCUCGGUUCCAAGCCGAUUUUGUCUCUCGGGCUCCGGGGAAUGGCCCCUGAAUCGGGUUGGACUCCGCAAGGAACAGCAUAUUGAUUGGUGGUCGGGUAAGGGUUGA